Nilaparvata lugens (brown planthopper) is the source of this 3223-nucleotide messenger RNA. RefSeq lists its product as uncharacterized. The transcript has 13 exons. The record is from RefSeq and is a predicted model, not a curated record. NCBI's taxonomy places the organism in Eukaryota, Metazoa, Arthropoda, Insecta, Hemiptera, Delphacidae. Gene Ontology annotation, cellular component: Golgi membrane. The coding region runs from base 274 to 2397 and encodes 707 amino acids. Gene Ontology annotation, molecular function: beta-1,3-galactosyl-O-glycosyl-glycoprotein beta-1,3-N-acetylglucosaminyltransferase activity. Gene Ontology annotation, biological process: protein O-linked glycosylation via N-acetylgalactosamine.
CUGAUGAAUUAAAAAUACUUAACCUCAAACAUCCAAACCAAACCAAAAUAAUUAAUUACUGUAUUAUUAUUAUUAUUAUUAUAUAUCAUUUUUUGUUAAGAUGUUUAUAAAUCUAUUAUCAAUAAACGUUGACUAAUCACACAUUGUAUUCAUAAUUUUAUUUUGAUACCUAAUUGAAGCUUGAAAAUCAAUCUACUGGAUAAAAGUAAACUUUCAUUCUCUCAUCAUCUUCAGCUUCUCCACAAGCAGAAUAUUGGGAAAAAUUUUGUAAAUAUGCACUCCUUUAUGAAUAUCCACUCAAGGUUUGUGGUUGGCGUAUCAACAUUUGUGGUGGCUUUCAUACUGGUAGCCUUGGUUCAGUACUGGCUGGGACACAUUUCCGAGGUUGAUGCCGAUGGAGAAGGAGGAUGUACCAUGAAUGACACAUUAUCAUCAUUAUCUACCACUGAAGAUGACCGGGAGCCUCAAGAAGUGAUAGAAAUUUCGGAAAUUUUGCCCAAUUGCGGCAUACCGACAGAAUGUCCUCCGGACACUUUUCCGGUGCACAUCUACACCGGCCAGGACAAGGACGACAGACCCAAACUGUGCGUUCUGGGAAAAUAUGUGAUAAGCGGGAACAUGGCGACGAGCGGUGGUGGCGGGGGAGGGCGGGGCCUGAACGUGGCCUUGGUGGAGACGCGACACAUGAGCAUUGUCUCGGUGCAGAACUUCGACCUCUACAGUCAGAACAGCUCGGCGCUCGAGUCCUGGCUGGACGAGCGAGUGAGAGAGCGUGAUAUCAUCAUCGCUUUCACUUUCGACGAGGCCUCCAAGGAGCUCAGCAAGAAGGCCAAGGCCUCGCUCUACAAGCUCGGGAGCGGCAAAAUCCAAGACUUGCAGUUCAGAUCUCAGUGGUACAUGAUCUCACAAAAAGGCAUCAAAGGCUUCACAGCUCUGGAGCGGCUCACCUUCGCCAAGAAUGAUCACUGGGGUGAAGCCAUCGACGAGAGGAUGUGUGUUCCCAAGCAAAUACCUUCAGUGGCCAUCACUCCUGAUCCAUAUCCGAGGAAGAACACCGUUCGGGAGAAAGUAUGCCGUGAAGUGAUUCAACUUCAGUGUACAGACUUUUGUGCAGCUGACAGCCAGCACGAAGUGUUUUCGCCGGCAUUGUUGACGAAUCGCAGCCUGAUUGGUAACCCUGUCUUCUCGAGUCCCAUUGUGGUGGUGGGCUCGCCACAGCUCAGUUCAUUAGUGCUGACGUUGCAAAGUCUCGUUCAUCAGCCUGGCAUACAUGCGCCCAGUGUGCUCGUUGUCUAUGGCCAAGGUCAAACUCAAGAUCAAACUAGUUUCAAAGGUCAAACCAGGUUUCAAGGACAUAUACAAGCUCAAGGCCGCAGCGACUACUCAACAGCAGCUAACUUGUUGAACGGUCAAGGUCAUCCUAAAGGUCAAGCUCAACCCCAAGGUGAUAGGAAGUCUCAAGGUCACAGCGACUAUUCUACAGUCAUCAAUCUGUUCUCCUUUCAGGCAGUGCCUGUCAAUGUUACCUCGGAUGACACUAGGGAUUACAUACGGAAGGGUGUUGAAACUGCGAAAGAGCGUUUUCCAAAUAAGAAAUACGUGAUUGUGAUCGAAGAGGGUGUUAUAGUGUCUCCCGACUUUCUGCACUAUAUGGCACAAAUGGUGUCAGUUUUGGAAAAAGAUACAACAGUUCUGGCUAUUUCCGCAUGGAAUCCGAAUGGUUAUGUAAAUGUGUCGAGUAAUCCGUACUUGGCAUACAGGAGUGAGGACCGCCCUCAAUAUGCUUACAUGGUGCCUUUCAAUGUCUUCUACGCCAAUAAACUCACUCAAAACUGUUCAAAACAAUCUCAUCGCGAAACGCCCAGCAACUCCUCAGUAGCUGUUGAUAUAAUUUAUCCCGAAGUAUCACGGGUGCUAAAAAGACCGUUGGAUAUACUUCUUAGUGGCAAACCAUACGCCUACCAUUUGGACAUUCCACGCUCCACUAACAUAGACCCAGCAGUGUGGAUAGAGAAGCCUGAAGGCAUGAUUAUGGACCGCUAUGUAGAGCAUUUGGAGUCGUUACUUAAUCAAAGCAGAGAGUUUGUGAUUGCCAAUGAAGAUAUUGCAAGUUGUCCAUCCAACUUUCCCAUUUCAAAUAUCCUAUUCAACGAUAUGAGAAACCACUCGAUCAUUACCAUGUAUUACAAAGAGUCGAACAGUGAUAAUCACACCGUUCUAAGAGCUCUAGCUGGCUGUUUCGGGUUGAGAUUUCCCAGCGACAAUAAUCCAACACCUCCGGGCCUUUUUAGAGGCAUUCUUAGGUUCACAUUCAACAAUAGACAUGUGAUGCUGAUCGAAUCCAAAUCUCAAUUUUAUAAGCCGAAACAAAAUAUCGUUGAAAAUAAAUCCAUGUGAAGAUGAGAUUUCUCCUAUUGUCUCAUGCAAGUACAGUACUACACAAUUAUAAAUAACUUGAUAUUUUUUAAGUUUCUGAUGAGAAUUGAAAAUAGUGUGAUAUCUCGUUUUUUAUUUUUCAAUGAAUCCUACAAAUUCUUGAUUUCUGGUAUAAAAAUAUUAUUCAACUGGACAUUUUUUAGAUUGUGUGAAAGUGGAUACCUAAUCUUAUUUCGGACUAUUUUAUUCUUUACAAAUUUGGGUGAGAAAUAUUUCAAUGUCCACCUUCCUUCUCUCCCAAUCAUUCCAAUGAUAAUUGUACAAUAAUGAAAAAUAACUAAAUAAAUCAUCGUUUUUUAUAAAUAUUGUGUAUUUUUGUUAGCUUCAAUAGACUAACAAAUUUCGACUUCUAUAUAAUAGCCUCUCAUCGACUGCUUUUAUUCCGUUCUAUUAAUUUUGAAAACUAAAUAUGGAAUUUAGAAUCUAGUUGAAUAUAGAAUCUAUUAUUUUUAAAAUUAGUCGAUUAUAGAAGAGGGAAUGAAAUAAUGUAAAUAAAUAAGGCAAAUCUAAUUCGAAUAUUUUUAAUGCUAUAAAUUUCCAAUAGCUAUUCAUACAACCAAUUCAUAUCGAUCUUAAAAGAGGACUAUUGAUAAACUAAUACAAUAAACCAUUUACACAAAAGUUUGAAAAUUGUUGUCUAUAAGUGACAAAAAAAAUUGCCAGUGGAUUACCGUAGGCACAUCAAUACUGUUUUUACAAAAAUAAUUAUGACUUAAAAAUGCUACUUAUAUCUAGUUGGAAAAAUACUUUUAUUUAUACAAAUUUGCAUGGCCUUGCCAUUAAGUUA